AUGUCGGCCGCCAGCCCGGCCUCGGCACCUGGCCGCUCGGUGCCCGGACAUCCGCUUACGAUUCCUGUCACGACUCCAUCUGCUACUUCAUCCAUAGCAGCAGAUGCAGAGGCUGCCACACCCCCCUCUCCCUUUCCCGAGUCUCGCGUGCUCAUCAUCAUGACUGGCGGCACAAUCUGCAUGCGCCCAUCACCCGACGGCCUCGUGCCGAUGGACGGCUUCCUCGAGCACGCCAUGGCGCCGCGGCCGAGCUUCAACGACCCGGCCCCGCCCACGACGCUCACAGCCUACAAGGACGGCCAGCGCCUCGAGUUGCCGUCUUUGCGCACGCCCGUCAGCGCCUACUCGCGGCACAUCCGCUACAGCAUCUUGGAGUUUACGCCGCUGCUCGACUCGAGCUCCAUCUCGUCGGCCGGCUGGGCCGAGAUCGCGCAGGCCGUCAGGGACAACUACCACCUGUUUGACGGAUUCGUGGUGCUGCACGGCACCGACUCGCUGGCCUACACGGCGUCGGCGCUGUCGUUUAUGAUGUCGGACCUGGGCAAGCCGGUCAUCCUGACAGGGUCGCAGGCGUCCAUUUUUGCGCUGCAGAGCGACGCCGUCGACAACCUGCUGGGGUCGCUGAUCAUUGCGGGCACGUUCGUCGUGCCCGAGGUGUGUCUCUUCUUCCACCACACGCUGUUCCGCGGCAACCGCACCACGAAAGUGUCCGCCUCGUCCUUUGAGGCGUUUGCCAGCCCCAACGCCGCGCCGCUGGCCCGCGUGACGAGCCUCGGCGUCGACGUGGCCUGGUCGCUUGUGCGCCGGCCGACACGCAUCGCCGAGUUCCGCAUCAAGACCUACCUCGACACCGCGCACGUGGCCUGCUUCCGCAUCUUCCCAGGCAUUGUGCCAGAGAUGCUGGACUCGGUGCUGCGCGUUGCGAACCUACGCGGCCUGAUUUUGGAGACGUUCGGCAUGGGCAACGCCCCCGGCGGCGUCGACGGCAGCCUAACACGCGUCAUCCGCGAUGCCGUCGCCCGCGGCAUCAUCGUUGUCAACGUCAGUCAGUGCACCAACGGGUUUGUCAGCCCGUUGUAUGCGCCCGCGACGGCGCUCGGCCGCGCCGGCGUGGUGUUUGGGCACGACUUGACAACCGAGGCGGCGCUCACCAAGCUGUCGUACCUGCUGGCCCUCGAUGGCCUCAGCUACGCCGACAUCCAGGAACGCAUGGCCCGUUCGCUGUGCGGCGAGAUGACCGAGCUGACGUCGCCCGUGUUUUCGCAUCCGGCCGGUGCUCUUGGAGACUCACCCUCGGUCGGGCCGGCCCAUCUGGCCGGUCUCACCAGCCUGGCCAGCCUGGCGCACCCCAUCGAGCCCGCUGUCACUCCGACGCCGUCUGCUGCCGGCGCCCCACGCGCACUUGCUGCCGACGGCGCCCUGCGCCCCCUCACGCCCAUCGAGUCCGCCUUCACCGCCCUCGGCUACGCCAUCCGCAACGGGGAUCUGGCUGCCGUGCGGGCCGUCCUCAGCGGCGGCGCCACGACCCACUCGCUUGCGAUGCUCAGCACGGCCGACUAUGCCGGCAACACGGCCGUCCACCUGGCCGCCGUCGGCCCCAACACGGACGUCCUGCGCGAGCUGCUGAUGCACGGCGCCAGCGUGCACGUGCGCAACCGCGGCAACAACACGCCGCUGUUUCUGGCCGAGAAGCGCGGACACGCCGGCAAUGUUAAGCUGCUGCGCGACGCGGGCGCGCAUCUCUGGGGACCGGAGGCAGAGGGAGAGGGCACUGCGGGCGCAGAAAGCAAUGGAGCCGAGGCCGUCAAGGAGGACGAGGUCGAGGCAUAG
Messenger RNA from Sporothrix brasiliensis 5110, 1830 nucleotides. RefSeq names its product 60kDa lysophospholipase. The coding region runs from base 1 to 1830 and encodes 609 amino acids. The transcript has a single exon. NCBI's taxonomy places the organism in Eukaryota, Fungi, Ascomycota, Sordariomycetes, Ophiostomatales, Ophiostomataceae. The record is from RefSeq and is a predicted model, not a curated record. Gene Ontology annotation, molecular function: asparaginase activity; protein binding.